GGCACUGACUGGCAUCACUGCUGGGCACUGACUGGCGGCACUGACUGGCACAACCGCUGGGCACUGACUGGUGGCACUGACUGGCAGCACUGCUGGGCUGCACUGGUGGGUGGCACUGGUGGGCAGCACUGGUGGGUGGGCACAGGUGGGUGGCACUGGUGGGCACAGGUGGGUGGGCACAGGUGGGUGGCACUGCUGGACACAUGUAGGUGGCACUUCUGGGCACAGGUAGGUGGCACUGCAGAGUGGCACAGGUGGGCGGAGCUAGUGGGCGCACUGCUGGGCACAGGUGGGCGGAACUUGCGGGUGGCACUGCUG
Molecule: messenger RNA, 318 nt
Organism: Staurois parvus
Lineage: Eukaryota; Metazoa; Chordata; Amphibia; Anura; Ranidae
Source: the annotation of a GenBank genome assembly